Molecule: messenger RNA, 4165 nt
Organism: Cuscuta europaea
Lineage: Eukaryota; Viridiplantae; Streptophyta; Magnoliopsida; Solanales; Convolvulaceae
Source: the annotation of a GenBank genome assembly
UGGGGUGUACCGUUAUCGGUCACACACGCAAACCGGGAAAACUGAAACCAGAUAAGACUGACACUCCAUUCUAGACUCAGCAUCCCCGAACUCCAGGUCUUCAAAUCCAACCUCUACUCCUUCACGUCUUUGCCUAAUUUGUUUGGCGAACCACAGAGAUUUGCAGAGCCGGAGACAAUGGUGGCCGUGAUCACUCAGGACGACUUUAACAGCAACAACAAGCAACCUCUUGUCUUUGCUUACUAUGUCACAGGCCAUGGAUUCGGACAUGCUACUCGUGUUGUCGAGGUUGCUCGGAAUCUCAUUCUGGCUGGACAUGAUGUUCAUGUGAUUACCGGUGCACCGGAUUUUGUUUUCACAUCAGAGAUAAAAUCUCCCAGACUUUUCCUUCGCAAGGUACUGCUAGAUUGUGGAGCAGUUCAAGCGGAUGCUUUGACAGUGGAUCGACUAGCCUCAUUGGAAAAAUAUUCUGAGACUGCUGUUGUACCGCGUGCAUCGAUUUUGUCUACAGAAGUGGAAUGGCUGAAAUCCAUCAAUGCAGACUUAGUGGUAUCAGAUGUUGUUCCAGUGGCUUGCCGGGCAGCAGCUGAUGCUGGGAUUCCUUCAGUCUGUGUUACCAACUUCAGUUGGGACUUCAUCUAUGCAGAGUAUGUCAUGGCUGCGGGAAAUCAUCACCGGUCAAUUGUUUGGCAGAUUGCUGAGGAUUAUUCUCAUUGCGAAUUCCUUAUCAGGCUCCCAGGGUUCUGCCCAAUGCCUGCUUUCCGGGAUGUAAUUGAUGUACCUCUAGUUGUCCGGAGACUGCACAAAUCUCGUGAAGAGGUAAGGAGAGAACGGGGAAUUGGAGAGGAAGUUAAGGUUGUAAUUCUCAAUUUCGGUGGGCAGCCCGCAGGUUGGAAGUUGAAAGAGGAGUACUUACCUUCUGGUUGGCUCUGCCUGGUCUGUGGUGCUUCUGAUAGUCAGCAGUUACCUCCAAACUUUAUAAAGCUUGCAAAAGAUGCUUACACUCCUGACCUUAUGGCAGCAUCUGACUGUAUGCUAGGAAAAAUCGGGUAUGGUACUGUCAGUGAGGCCCUUGCAUACAAGCUACCGUUUGUCUUUGUGCGCAGAGACUACUUUAAUGAAGAACCUUUUCUGAGAAAUAUGCUCGAGAACUAUCAAAGUGGCGUCGAGAUGAUCAGAAGGGAUUUGCUUACUGGGCACUGGAGGCCUUACCUCGAACGUGCAAUUAGCCUGACACCAUGCUAUGAGGGAGGCACUAAUGGUGGUGAGGUUGCAGCUAAUGUUUUGCAGGAUACGGCUUUGGGCAAAAACUAUACAUUGGACAAGCUAAGUGGGCCAAGGAGACUGCGAGAUGCUAUAAUUCUGGGUUAUCAACUGCAAAGAGUACCUGGAAGAGAUCUUUUGGUACCAGAUUGGUAUGCUAAUGCUGAAAAUGAGCUUUGCCUUCGUCUUGGAUCACCUCCUGUAACAGAGGAAGGUACUUUUUUAACAACCAUAGACUCUGAGAACUUUGAAAUUCUACAUGGCGAUUUUCAAGGCCUGUCUGAUACAACAAGCUUCUUGAAUAACUUGGGAAAGUUGACGUAUGAUACUCCACAAAGUAAUGAGAAGCACCAGAAGCGGGAGCAAAAAGCUGCUGCUGGUCUCUUCAACUGGGAGGAAGAUAUUUUUGUUGCUAGGGCACCUGGAAGGCUAGAUGUCAUGGGAGGAAUUGCUGACUAUUCUGGGAGUCUUGUUUUGCAGUUACCUAUUAAAGAGGCAUGCCAUGUCGCUGUGCAAACAGUUCAUCCAAGUAAACAGAAGCUAUGGAAGCAUGCUCAAGCUCGACAACAUGCCAAAGGACCCAGAUUGACUCCAGUUCUUCAAAUUGUAUCAUAUGGGUCAGAAUUAAGCAACCGUGGCCCCACCUUUGACAUGGAUCUAUCUGAUUUUGUGGACGGGGAAGAACCAAUGUCGUAUGAAAGGGCAAGGGAGUACUUUUCACGAGAUCCAUCCCAAAGAUGGGCUGCAUAUGUGGCAGGAACAAUUCUAGUUUUGAUGAAAGAACUGGGAAUCCGCUUCGAAAACAGUAUCAGCAUGCUAGUCUCUUCAGCUGUCCCAGAAGGGAAAGGCGUGUCUUCCUCAGCAUCUGUGGAGGUUGCUAGCAUGUCUGCAAUUGCUGCGGCUCAUGGAUUGAAAAUCAGCCCAAGGGAACUUGCUUUACUUUGUCAAAAGGUAGAGAACCAUGUUGUUGGAGCUCCAUGUGGUGUAAUGGACCAGAUGACUUCUGCAUGUGGCGAAGCAAAUAAACUUCUUGCCAUGAUUUGCCAGCCUGCUGAGGUGUUGGGUCUCGUGGAUAUUCCUGACCAUAUUAGAUUUUGGGGAAUAGAUUCUGGGAUAAAACAUAGUGUUGGAGGUGCAGAUUAUAAAUCUGUAAGGGUUGGAGCAUUUAUGGGCCGAGAGAUUAUCAAAUCUAUUGCAUCAGCAUUUUUAACUCGGUCACCAUCACCUAAUGGGGGGGUCACUCAUGAUGAGCCAGAGGAAGAUUCUAUGGAACUGCUUGAAGUGGAGGGUUCCUUAGAUUACUUGUGCAAUCUUUCCCCGCACAGAUAUGAAGCUCUUUAUGAGAAGAUGCUUCCUGUAUCUAUGUUUGGUGAUGCAUUCCUUGGAAAAUACGUAGACCAUCAUGAUCCUGUGACAGUAAUUGACAGAACAUGUAACUAUGGUGUCAAGGCGGCUGCUAAGCAUCCUAUAUAUGAGAACUUUCGUGUCCAGGCAUUUAAAGCGUUGCUAACAUCUGCAACUUCAGAUGAUCAGCUCACAUCUCUGGGAGAACUAUUGUAUCAGUGCCACUAUAGCUAUAGUGCAUGUGGACUAGGCUCAGAUGGAACAGAUAGGCUUGUUGAGCUAGUGCAACAAGUUCAGCAUGGUAAGGCCUCAAAAUCCGCAGAGGGGACUUUAUAUGGUGCAAAAAUCACUGGUGGAGGGUCUGGUGGAACUGUUUGUGUGAUUGGCAGGAAUUCUCUCCGGAGCAGCGAGAAGAUUCUUGAGAUUCAACAGAGAUAUAAGGCAGCAACUGGAUAUUUGCCUAUUAUCUUUGAAGGUUCAUCACCUGGUGCUGGGAAGUUUGGGUAUCUCAGAAUUCGCCGCCGCUGCAUCCCUUCCACUGUCCAAGCAAAGGCUGAUCAUUAAUUUUUAGUAGUCCAUUUGAGAUAUAGAGACCUGCGAAGUGCUACGAUAAAUAUGUAUACAACACAAUUAUUAUUCUAGAUAAUUAUGGGUUUUCUCAUGGUGAUAUGUUCCGUAUUGUUGAUCUUCUUGAAGAAGUUCAACAACUUUGUCAAGGUUUUUCUUCUUGAAGGAGCUAGAACAAUUUCGUACCAUUAUAGUCUGUUCUUGUUCAAAUCCUUGUUUAUGUGAGGAUGAAUAUAUAUCAUCAAGUUUCUAAGAGGCUCAAAUGAGGAAAUUGCCCGAGCAAGAAUGCAAGAUCUCAGAUCAUGAUCUUUAAUACCAUGCCUACUUUAACAAAAGCUUUUUCUCUCAUCCUUCAACAAAAACGGGAAUUUAGAUCCAAUAUUUCCUUCAAAGCCAUCACUACCAGCUCACUCAAUGUCUCAAUGUUGUUACUCAAGUCCAAUAAAAGAAGACUUCAUUUGUCAGAGGUAAUUCUUCCAAUCCUCGUGGAACUUCUCAAACUAAUUGUUGUGGUGGAAGAGGCAGUUGUUACGCUGAUCAAUGUGGGAGAUCAUCAUAUUAGAGACACUUGUUUUCAGAUAUAUGGAUAUCCUCCAUGCUACAAAUCCAAACAACACAACACAUCAAAUCCUUCUUUUUGCUAAUUUGAUCCCCAAUGCAAACUCACGGUCUUAGUGUCCUGCAGUUAAUCUACCUCAAGAACAAUUCGCUUUAUCCAAAGAGCAAUAUCAAGGAAUAAUCUGACACUCACGCUUCUUCGCAUUUUUUUAAUCAAGCUUAUGUUGUCCCUUUGAUUCACCCCGGCAAUCAUUCUCAUUCUCUCAUUUGGAUCAUGGAUUUUGGUGCUACUAUCCACAUCUGUCCAUCUAAACAAUUUUUCUCUACACUUUUGUCACAACUUCUUAGUAAGAAUGAGCUAUAAAGCUAUUGAUGAAUUAUAGGGGUAUCCAAACUAUAAUAAAAUGGAGAGAUUUGAGCUAACGAGAGGAAG